CUCCGUAAACUAACAGAAAAUGCAACCAGGUCAAUAACACUCAUAGUAGCCCUCGCUACUCUAACAUCCAAUACCCUCUCCUCCCUCCUCUUCGCCCAAUUACCAGACGACCCUUUCCACCUCGCCAAUAAUUUCGGCUGGUAUCUCCAUUUCGCCAACAUCCUCAGCGUCUUCGGAUUCAUCGGAGCUCUUCGCCAACACCCUCUCUCAAUAGCCAUCUUCGCAAACUACCUCAUCCUCGACACAAUCCUCUGCUCCAUCCCGCGCUUCCUCCUCCUCGGCCUCCUCAACACCUUUUCCUCCACCCUGUGCUCGUCGUACCCUACCACCUCCACCACCACCACCACCACAACAACGACAUUCCAAUACCAGAACGCGAGAAGAGAUGAGUGGUCGGAAGAAGGAUGCAUCCGCGUCGUGGAACUAGCGCAGUUAACGCUCGCAGCGGGCGUCAUUGCGGCGACGGUCCUGCAGUUCGUGGGUGCGUUGUGUGUGCGUGAGUAUGCGAGACGACUGUGGGUGAAGGAGGAGGAGGGCGUGUUGGUUGAUAUCGAGGGGGAUCUAGAGAGGGGGGAGGAGGCCAGGUUGGUGGUGGAGGAGGAGAGGAGAAGAAUGGUUGAGGAGUGGGGGUUUGGGGGAUUGCCUGUUAUUCGGGAGGAGAGGGAGGAGAAGGUUUGA
Molecule: messenger RNA, 678 nt
Organism: Mollisia scopiformis
Lineage: Eukaryota; Fungi; Ascomycota; Leotiomycetes; Helotiales; Mollisiaceae
Exons: 2
Source: RefSeq, a predicted model, not a curated record